Exophiala bonariae is the source of this 369-nucleotide messenger RNA. RefSeq lists its product as uncharacterized. The transcript has a single exon. Bases 1 to 369 code for a protein of 122 amino acids. The record is from RefSeq and is a predicted model, not a curated record. NCBI's taxonomy places the organism in Eukaryota, Fungi, Ascomycota, Eurotiomycetes, Chaetothyriales, Herpotrichiellaceae.
AUGUCUCUCUCCACCCCCCAUACAAACCAAACGACAUUGAUCGUGACAAUCCGCGUUUCACCAAACGACGUGCCAGCCUUCUUAGACGCUCUGCGACCCGUCUGGGAGCUUUGUGCCAAAGAGCCAGAAUUACUCUACUUCGACGUCUUCCACUCUCCGAGCGAGCCCGGCAAGUUUCGCUUCGUCGAAGUCUGGGCAAAGGACGAAAAAUGGUUCAACGAACACCAGUUGACGAAGAGCUACUACGAGCCAUAUACUAAAGUCACGGAGCCAAUGUGGAUUAAGCCAAGGGAAAUGGAAUUCUUCGAUCGUGUGCGUGGCUGGUCCUAUGUCACUGAGAAGUAUUUGGGAGAUAGCCAAAGGUCUUGA